ACCUACACCGUCUUUGGUGGCAAAAAUUCGCCCUGAUUGCGCACACCUGUCCGUCAGUAAGGGCGCCGGAAGUGAUGUUUGGCCGAAGACUCUGCAGUCUCCUCCGGACUGUUCUUAAAUAAACGCACUUUAUUUAUUAUGGCGCCGCCGCGUUUUAAAUAUGGUGCCCUAUCCAGAUCCUUUAUGGUUCUCGCGGUCAUCAGCCUGUCAUUUACAUCAUGCUACAACUUUGAGAACGAGUCUGUUGAACCCGACGUCUCCCUUCACCAUGGGAAUAUCCUGAGUCCUUUGCUGAAGGCUUUGUCAGAGCAGAACCCAUGGGGAGAAUUCACACCUCGAGCCAAACCCGACUCCAGAUAUGUGCGUUACAUGAAGAGACUGUACAAACUAUCAUCCAAACCGGACAGGAGUCACGAGGCCUCUCACCUGUACAACACUGCGCGUCUGAUCACGCCACGGGAGGAGUGUCUCGAGCAGAGCCGAGAAUUCUUCAUGCAGGAUAUUUCGUACAGUCUGAAUCGAGUGAGGACUCAGGAGCAGUUACUGAAGUCGGUCCUGCUGUACUCUUUCGACCACAACCACAUCACCCCGUUCACAUCGCUCUGCUAUCUCGAUGUAAGGGAACAGAAACCCUCGAAGGAACAGAUAUGUUCUCAUCAUCUCAGCACCCAGCAGUCGGUCCCCCUCCUCAGCUUCCGCGUCCACACCGAGAGACGGGUCCGUCGCCGCUGGGUGGAGGUCGACGUGACCUCCUUCCUCCGUCCUCUCAUUCAGGCUCAUAAGAAGGACAUCCAUCUGCUGAUCAACUUGACCUGCGUUGAAGAUAUGAUCCCAGGACCUGGAGGCCAGUUUCAUAAGAGCCCGGUUGAGCUAACUCACAGAUCUCCGUCCCUUCUUUUGUACCUCAACGACACCAGCGAGGUCGCGUACCAGAGAAGAGCCACGCGAGGUAGGGUGGUGGAUCUGACGUCAAACCACUGGGAAGGAAAGUCCACGUUGUGGGAGUCAACUUCACGAAAGCGACGAGGAACCCUAAAGGGCACCAAUUCCCCUCACGCGAGUAUGGAAACCAGCAUGCCCAAACUCGUCCCCAUGUAUGACUUUCCGACAGAUGACUGCGACCUGUAUGAUUUCAGAGUGAGCUUCAGUCAGCUCAAACUGGACCACUGGAUCAUAGCGCCUCACAAAUACAAUCCGAGGUACUGUAAGGGAUUUUGUCCGAGGGCUGUGGGAUAUAUCUAUGGGUCACCCAUGCACACCAUGGUUCAAAACAUCAUUUACGAGAAGCUAGACUCCUCUGUGCCCAGACCUUCAUGUGUUCCUUCAGAAUACAACCCCUUAAGUGUUUUGACCAUUGAGAACGACGGAUCCAUUGCCUAUAAGGAGUACGAGGAGAUGAUUGCGACCAAAUGCACUUGCCGAUAAGAUUUUCUUUUUUUUUUGUGAUGCAUUGCUUUGUAAAACACCAUCCUAUUUUUUUUUUUUUUUUUUUUUUUUUUUGCACUGGCCAUUCUUAUUUUGAAGAUGAUUAUGAAAUGACCACAUGUAUAGGAUAAUUUGCAGAUUUCUUUUUGUUUUGUUGUUUAACAUUGAUUCAAUAAUGCUUUGUUUUCUUAGACACUGUAUAAUAGUUAUAAUAUGGGGGUAUUUAAUUGGCUUAAAGGAUCAUUUUCUUCUUUGAUGACCAGUUGUGUUGUUUUAAGUUUUUUUUCUUUAGGUUGGUGAUCUUGUCUUGCACUUUCUAUUCCAUAAACAUGGCAAAAAUUUUAAUACUUCUAGUUCUGGACAGAAUAUGAAAAGUGUAGUUCUAUUGUCUUAUCAGAACACUUUUACAUUGUUGUUUUAAAACCUGGGAAUUGCAGACGGUUGUUUCAUGGGCAACCUCGCUCUUCUUGACGUCCAGAAAAUAAGUUGCCUUAAUUGUGGGCAACUUGAUAUGUGUUUAUUAACUGCUUUAAAGAAAGUAAUAGAUGAGAAUGUGUCACAUGCCUAUUUAUAUUAUUUAUGUCUGUGUAAUUUGGUCGAGCUGGCUUUGGUUUCACAAAAAAAAAAAAAGGGGGGAAAAAUCCCAUAUGAAAAUGAAAAUAUAAAAAUAAAAUAAAAAAUCAGCAA
This is a messenger RNA of Megalobrama amblycephala (Wuchang bream), 2112 nucleotides long. It is a transcript of the gene gdf9, whose product is annotated as growth differentiation factor 9. Gene Ontology annotation, biological process: SMAD protein signal transduction; BMP signaling pathway. The record is from RefSeq and is a predicted model, not a curated record. The transcript has 2 exons. Lineage: Eukaryota; Metazoa; Chordata; Actinopteri; Cypriniformes; Xenocyprididae. Bases 139 to 1425 code for a protein of 428 amino acids. Gene Ontology annotation, molecular function: growth factor activity; cytokine activity. Gene Ontology annotation, cellular component: extracellular region.